Asterias rubens (European starfish) is the source of this 4552-nucleotide messenger RNA. RefSeq names its product gelsolin-like protein 2. Bases 170 to 1264 code for a protein of 364 amino acids. NCBI's taxonomy places the organism in Eukaryota, Metazoa, Echinodermata, Asteroidea, Forcipulatida, Asteriidae. The transcript has 10 exons. The record is from RefSeq and is a predicted model, not a curated record. Gene Ontology annotation, molecular function: actin filament binding.
CCUAUCCUCUUCUGAUUGCCUUGUGGAGUCGAAACGCUGGACUUCUUCAAAUCUCCAAUUUCCUCCGGAUUUUAUCCAACUUUACAGAGUAGUAAAGGUAAUUUUCCUAUUUGAUUCUUUGAUUUGAAGUUUUGCUGAUUUGAAGUUUUUUACCUGACAAAUAACCACCAUGUCUGGGAUGAUCAAAGCCAAGAAGUACGACUGGAAGGAUUCCAAUCUUGCUAUGUUUGGGUCCGAUACUGAGAAGCAAGUCAAGAAAGAAUCUGCUGAAUCUGAGCCUGCUUGGGAAGGAGCUGGAGAAAAGGUUGGAAUGCAGAUCUGGCGCAUCAAUAAGUUCAAGGUCGAGCAUUGGCCAAAGGAGGAAUAUGGAAACUUCUUCAAUGGAGACUCUUACAUUCUGCUCAAUACCUAUAAAGAUCCAGGAGAAGAUAUUCUGAAGUAUGAUGUACAUUUCUGGAUUGGUUCAGAGUCAUCUCAGGAUGAGUAUGGUACCGCUGCUUACAAGACAGUAGAGUUGGACACCCUUCUUGAUGAUAGACCAGUCCAACAUCGUGAAGUUGCACGCAACGAAUCUUCACUUUUUAAAUCUUACUUCAAGAGCCUCACCUUAAUGGAUGGUGGAGUAGACACAGGCUUCAACCAUGUGGAACCAGAACAGUACAAACCAAGACUCCUUAAAGUUUCAGGCUCAUCUAAGAAAGUCCAAGUCACUGAGGUUCCAUUCUGUAUGGCCAAUGUCACGGAUGAUGAUGUGUACAUUAUUGACAAGGGAAAUAAACUCUACUUGUUUUGUGGAAGUACUUGCAAUGCUAUGGAGAAAUACAAGGGAAUUUCCCGGAUUCAGGAGAUUAAGAACACACGAGGGAAGGCUACAUCUGAGACUGUAGAGAGUAUGGGACAUCGAUGCUUUGAAGAUAUUCCACAAACAGCUUCAUCUGAGAGCAGUGCUGAUGAUGAACCAGACACUACAUCAGUUCCUUCUAUGUUCAAGUUGUCAGAUAACUCCGGACAGCUUGAGUUUUCCACAGUUCAGAAUGAAGGAACACUGAGUCGGAGCAAUCUUUCUCCUGAGGAUGUCUUCAUCCUUGAUACAACAAAAGAUUGCUUUGUCUGGGUUGGCAAGGGAGCAAGUCCCCAAGAGAAACAGAAUGCUAUGACAUAUGCACACAACUAUCUAAAGAGCACAGGUCAUCCUUUACUACCAGUCACUGUUUUUAAGCAAGGACAAGAAUCAAAGUCUUUUAUGUCUGCAACCACAGCAUAAAUGCAGUCAGGUAAAGAGAAAUUACUGAGUACGAAUCAAGGACUAAUGAUAAUGUGAUAUUAUAUCCAAAAGGGCUCUGACUUCUCAUUAUCUCUCUACAAACGAUAGUCCCAUUUCAUGGCUCUGCUUACCGUUGAAUUCUGUGCUUAUGAUCACCAUUCUACGCUUACGAUCACCAUUCUACGCUUACUGUGCAAGCACCAAAUUUCUGUGCUAGCUGUUUAAGCGAAAAAUACAUAGUAUGCUUGUCCACAAACAGAAAUUCCCUGCUAACCUUUGAAAUACGCUUGACAUAAGUGCGGAAUUCCCUGCUUCAAUAAGUGCUGAUUCUUUGCUUACGUUGAGCAGAGUCAUGAUAUUGGGCCCAGUUUCAUCAAACGGCUAAGCAGCGAGCCAAAUUACCAUGCAAUGUAUACUAGUUGGAAUCAAUAACCAUCUUAAACUUGAUGUAAUCAAUAAUUUUUGCUUAAUAGCUUUAUGGAGUCAUUUGGCUUAGCUGCUAAGCAAAAAAAGCAAGUCACCAGCUAAAAUGCAAUUGGAUUUAUGAAGAGUUUAUAACAGGUUACUUACACAGUUUUUGGUAAGCAAAUAAACUUGAUAAACUGUUUUCUGCUUACCAGCUCUAUGGUGAAGUGCCUGGUGUUUAUCUUGUCAUAUAUUUUUUAUAACUGAUAAUGUCUUGUUAUCCAUUAAAAGCUGGCAGUGAAAUUUUCCUACUUUGUCUACACCUGAUCUUUGCGCUACAAAUCAUGUAUUUUCAUCUAUAAUUCAAAAUGUUUAAAUAUACUGGAAUGAAUGUAUUACUAUGAAUUGAUAUGCAAAUCAACAAUCAUGUGUUCUUAGAACUUGCACAAUUGUUAUAAAUUGUUAUAAACUGCAUUAAGUAAGACCGACAAUCGCAGUUUUGUAAUGAGGUAACAUUUAUUAUUAUUGUACACAUAAUCCGUAACUUGUUAUAAAAAGUUGUUUCAGGACUUAUUUUUAUUUGAAGGUGCAAAGAAGGUGCAAACAAUUGUUAUUAAAAACAUUUUCUAGAACAAAUGUAAUAUUUCUUAAUGAGAGAUAAAUUCCCAUCAUUAUACUUUAAAAGACUUUUUUAAAUAAUUUGAUUUGUUGUUUCCCAAAAGGAAUAUGGUAAGGGUUAUAAUGUAAAUAUGAAAUAAAACUUCUGCUUGCAAAAAUAUACUCAAUUGCUUAAGUGCAAAGAAUAUAUUAUUUCCACUGUUUGGCUUUAUCAAUCAUCAUAAUUAUAUAAAGUAGUUGUAGUUUUGUGUUUGAAAUCGUUUUAUUUUAGAAAUCAAGCUCUAUCUAGUUCUGUAAAAGAUUUGUUUCAAAAUUGUCUUUCUUUUAUUCUAAUUUCCUAUCGAAAAAUAUUUUAUGAGAUUUUAUUUUGAUGUUUAUGUGAUGUUUUUGAAAGAGUAUUGUUUCUUGCUUUUUGAUUACCUUUUCCACAUAUUUUAGGAUACAAAUGGCCAACAUAUACUGUAGACGUUUUAACCAGUAGUAGUUUGUAGUUAACUGAAGUAAAGUAUCUUUAAAAAGUUGUUCAUUAAAUUUGUGACAACUUUUUCAAUAGAGGGCGGUAUUUAUGGCAUGCUCAUCCACCUUGAAACUUGAUGAGCUGAUAGAAAGAGAGAUUUAAUUUGAAUAUUUUGGAAAGUCCCAGCAAAAUAAAACCUUAGAGGGUUAACACUCAUUAGUGGAAAAUCAAAAGUCACAUAAGUCGUUGGUGGAGACUAUUGUCUUAAAUAAAACGGCACUUUACUGGUUUGUGGUCAAACUUUAUAAACUAUGUACUAAAUACAAUGGUAAAUUGUUUAUGAUUUAAAAACGUCAUGCUUGUCAGAUCUGUGACUUAUGAUUGAUAACCCUGUAUUAUUGGUUGUAACAUUAAAAACUUGUCAAGAAGUUGUAUUUCUGCUUGGUAUCUCUUUAAUAACAUUCAAAACUUGUCAAGAAGUUGUAUUUCUGCUUGGUAUCUCUUUAACAACAUUCAAAACUUGUCAAGAAGUUGUAUUUCUGCUUGGUAUCUCUUUAAUAUUUGAAUGUUGACUCUUGUUGCUUUGUGCUUAUGAUCAACCACCAGCUUGAUAUACAAUGUAGUUACAUUAAGUGUAGUGUUUUAUUGCAUAUACACACAACUGAGUACUUGGCCAAAUUAUUGCUGCUAACAUGUUCUCUUUUUAAGACAAUUCCCUUUUCCUUAACUAAUCAAAAUCUUAGUCAGUCUUUAUCUAGUUGUUUGGAGGCUCAAUAAUAAUAUUAGCACUUCAUUACAUUCCUUUAUCAUUUUUAUCAAGCUGUUGAUCAAAUACAACUCAAAUUCAGCAUUCCAUUUAUUUUCAAAUAUAAAUUUCUCAUUAGGUUAGCAUUAUACAUUGUAUAUAGUGCUCAUAACAUGACAACAUUGUUUAUUAUGAUGAAUGACAAUCCCAAAUAUAUCUUGUACGACAACAAUUGUUGUGAAAGUUGUGUUAUUUCUUUUCUUCACUUGGCUUUUAGUUUGUAUUUGCGUUGAUCCUAAGGAUUCUAGUAGAUGGAAAUCUUUACUUUCAGUCAUUAGUUCAAAUUGGUUCAAGUUUAGGUCAAAACCAAACACACUCAAAUUAACACAUUUUGCAAAGAAACCUCCGAUUUCUUUUAGAGCAAAUUUGAAAAAACAUCUGAUCAUGUUAUUGUUGUCUUCCAUUACUCUAGUUUUCUGCGACUUGGUUUUGUCUUGUGCCUCAAGGACUUCCCCACUUUCAUUAAGAUGUUUCUUUGUAGAAUAUGAAAUCUUGAGACCCAUCUGUGCCAUCACAUGCCUAUAGCCAUGUAAGCCUACAGUUUAGUCUAAAGCCUGAGCGAUUCUUCUAUUAGUUCUUACUGCUGAGAAGGCAAACUUUAAUUUCCUAUUGUCAUAUUUUUUAAUAAAUAGGAUCUUUACACAAUCAUGUAAUUGGAUAGUCAUAUAUAUAUAUAAUAUACAUAAUUAUUCUUGUAUCAUAAGUGUUCUGUUUAAUCAAAUUUGUACUGUAUUUGUUUUUCAAUCUCGAUUACAUAAUUAUCAACCACCAGACAUGUAGCUUAGAAUAUUUUCCUAUUCACAGUUUUAAAAGCUGUGUUUCUUUGGGUUCACUUUCAUAUGCAAGGUAAAUCACGACUAUGACGAAAGUUUAGUCUUUUUAGACAUCACUUUAAUUUAGAACCAAUUGAGCCAUGAUCAUGUGCACAUAAUGUAGCUUGUUAUAAACGAAGCCAAAUUCUGUGAUAAAUAAAGGCAUAUAAAUUGCCAAGAAACCCACAAGA